UGUAUUCCACUUCUAUUAGUAACUUUACUAAUAUCUGAAUCGGAAUCGAAAAGAGUCCGAGUUCGCCCGGUUCAUCAAGAAGACGAAGAACAAUACGAAGAUGAACAACAACCCGUUGAAUAUUACGAAGCAGUUCCUCAAGAUUCCCAAGAUCAAAGAGUCGUUUAUAUAUCAGCAGCUGAUCAAUACAACGGUCUUUACGGCCAACCUUCAGCGUCUUCGAGAUCAUCCCAACAAGACAAUUACAUCCAACCCGUUCGAGGUUUAAGUAAAACGAAAACGAAAGAACCCUCGAAAUCACCUCCGGUUCAAACGAUUCGAAAUUAUAAUAAAGUUAACGAUGAUGGUUCGUUUACUUUUGGCUAUGAGGCUGCUGAUGGAAGUUUUAAGGAAGAAACUAGGGGAACUGAUUGCGUCGUGAGGGGGAAAUACGGAUACGUUGAUCCUGAUGGGAAUAAAAGGGAGUUUACUUAUGUUAGUGGAAAUCCCUGCGAUCCUAACGCGCCGAAAGAAGAACAAGAACCGGAAAGGGAUCAAGAUAGGAGUAGGGAAGUUGAAAAGGAUGAUGAUGGGGUUCCGAAUUAUCCAAAUUAUCCCAAUUACCCGAUUAGGCCGGUCCAAAGACCGAUUCAAAGACCCGUUGUGACAACCCCUGCUCCAAAACCUUCCGUUACUUUGUUCCAAAAUAAUUAUGUUAGAGAUGAAGAAGAAGAGGAGGAGGAAGAAGAAGAUGUUCCUGUACCAAUUUCUAGACCUCAACCAGUUCAG
Onthophagus taurus is the source of this 768-nucleotide messenger RNA. Lineage: Eukaryota; Metazoa; Arthropoda; Insecta; Coleoptera; Scarabaeidae. The record is from RefSeq and is a predicted model, not a curated record.